This is a messenger RNA of Hyposmocoma kahamanoa, 2407 nucleotides long. Its product is annotated as fatty acyl-CoA reductase 1. Gene Ontology annotation, molecular function: alcohol-forming very long-chain fatty acyl-CoA reductase (NADP+) activity. The record is from RefSeq and is a predicted model, not a curated record. Gene Ontology annotation, biological process: long-chain fatty-acyl-CoA metabolic process. Gene Ontology annotation, cellular component: peroxisome. The transcript has 13 exons. The coding region runs from base 1 to 1488 and encodes 495 amino acids. NCBI's taxonomy places the organism in Eukaryota, Metazoa, Arthropoda, Insecta, Lepidoptera, Cosmopterigidae.
AUGUACUCUCAGAGAAGCUUAUGUUCUGUGUUUUUUUUUAGAAAAUGCGAGGGCAUCGGUCAGAUCCUGCUGCUAGUGAGAGAGAAGAAAGGAAAAUCUCCAAAACAAAGACUUGAGGAACUUUUAAACGAUGCGUUGUUCGAGAAAGUCCGCAACAUGCGAGGUGGCGUUGAACCUCUUCUUAAGAAGCUUACCCUCAUCCCUGGAGACGUAAGCUUGCCUGAUUUAGGACUUCGACCUGCUGAUCGCCAGAAAAUUAUUGAUGACACCCACAUUAUCAUACAUGCUGCUGCUACCAUCAGGUUCGAUGAGGAGCUGAAGAAGGCUGUAAUGCUGAACGUUAGAGGCACUAAGCUAAUAGUGGAAUUGGGCAAGGAGUGCAAGCGUCUCGAGCUGCUCUCACACAUCUCAACCGCCUAUUGUCAUCUGCACGAGAAACUUCUCGAGGAGAAGCCGUACCCGCCCCCUGCAGACCCCCAUCAGGUCAUCCAGGCCAUGGAGUGGAUGGACGAGGAGUCAGUCGCUGCUCUUACUCCGAAGUUGCUGAGUAAGUUGCCGAACUCCUACGCCUUCACGAAGGCGCUGGGAGAGGCUUUAGUCGUCGAGGCUAUAGAACAAGGGCUGCCCGCCAUGGUGCUCCGACCCUCCAUCGUGAUUCCCAUCUGGCAGGAGCCCAUUCCUGGAUGGACGGACAACAUCAAUGGACCUACAGGCUUGCUGAUUGGUGCUGGCAAAGGUGUGAUUCGUAGUAUGUACUGCAAGAGCAACAGCUACGCCGACUACCUGCCGGUCGACGUGUUCAUCAAUGGUAUCUUGAUCAGUGCAUGGAUGUACAUCGUUGAUGGAGACCACAAGAACACAGUGGUGAAUUUUACGUCCUCGGCGGAGAUCAAGGUGACUUGGUCAGAGAUGAUCGAUGCGGGAAGGGACAUUAUCAUGAACAGACUGCCUCUUAACGGUGUGGCUUGGUACCCUGGUGGUUCCAUGAAGCAUUCCCGUCUCUACCACAACAUCUGCAUGGUGCUCUUCCAUUGGUUACCAGCUAUCUUCGUCGAUACACUGCUCUUCUGUCUCGGAUAUAAGCCUGUAUUAAUGCGCGUGCAGCGCCGGAUCCAAAAAGGCUUCGAAGUUUUCGAAUACUACACAAACAAUCAAUGGGACUUCAAAUCGGAUAUCGGUCAGACUGUACGACAAAGGCUUAACACGCGUGAACGACGCGACUAUAAAGUCGACGCUGUCGGGCUGGACAUAUCAAAAUACUUCGAAGACUGCAUUCAUUCAGCCCGUAUCUACAUUCUGAAGGAGUACGAUGACACUAUUCCAGCAGCGAGGAGACACAUGAAAGUAAUGUGGUGCGUUGACGUCGCUACACGGCUCAUAUUCUGGGGCCUGAUGCUCUACUGGAUGAGUGGCUGGUUCUCGUCUUUCUACACCUCUCUUGUCGGAGGAGAACGUACCGCCCCUGUGCCCAAUGUGAUGGCUGCUUAAUACAUAAGCCAUAUAAACUUAACUAUUACUUACCCUAUGACCUAACUUUAUAAUCCGUAACUGAAGUCACCGCAAGCCGUCAACCAAACUUUGGCGCCUACAAUUUUUUUAAUAAUUAUCAUUAAUAUACGCGUUUUUCUAUGUAUUAUUUUGUUUCAAAAGCAUUUAUUGGUAGCUCAAUGUUGAAAAAGUAAAAAAGAUUACGAGCGCCUGAAAGACUGCUGGCAGCAUUUUUUUUAAAUCCGAUAAUUGCUAUGAAAAACGUAUUGGCGCUUAUUAUUUUCCUAUACUUAGUUUUAUGUCGAUUUUUUCCUUGUUAUUAACUUUAUGUCAUUCUUUGUACCAAAUGAAUAAGUAUCUAUUUGAGUAGGUAGAAAUUCAAAAUCUUUAGACGAUUUAAAUGCUUUAUUUUCUAAACAUUCGCACACUGAAAGUGAUAGUGACACAAUGCAAAAUACUCGAUUUUGAGUGAUGAGCUAUUAAAAUGUAAUUUUUAACUCAAUAAAUAUUUUUGAAUGCAGUUUUCUACUACAAUUGUGUGUAAUCUACAUAGUUUUAGAAGUAUUAUACUAACUUUCACCUAGCACAAUAAAAUAAAGGUAUUUUUUUUUACUCCUGUAGUAUAUUAGUCUUAAUGCAUAACGACACUAUCAAAAAAAUACGGUAUCUUUCAAGGAGUUAGAAGUAAACUGUUCGACACGUCAGCUAUCUCUGUCACUACAAAAAGGUAUACCUAUACCCCGUUCACAUUAUACAGUAUAAAGUUGUCCAUUGAAGAAUAUAGGGACAUGAUCUUGUAAUAUAUGUUGUAAUUUAAUAAAUUAUUAGGUAUAAAAGUUAUUUUACAGAAAUGGAUAAAUUACAUAAACUUAACGCAUGCGAUCAUUGACUUACAAAUAAAUGGACGACAGGUCUAACA